ACAAUAUCAGGACGUUCCGAUCCGGGCAGGUCCAGGAGGGGAGAGAGAACUUGUUUGUUUCUUGGGCCAUGGCGGGGCAGGGGGAUCCGGUUCAGAGGGAGAUCCAUCAGGACUGGGCCAAUAGGGAGUACAUUGAGGUGAUCACCAGCAGCAUCAAGAAGAUCGCGGAUUUCCUGAAUUCAUUCGACAUGUCCUGCCGAUCACGGCUAGCUACGCUGAAUGAAAAACUGACAGCAUUAGAGCGAAGGAUCGAAUACAUCGAGGCAAGGGUGACCAAAGGAGAGACCUUGACCUAAGUCGAAUGAAGAUUCAGAACUGCUUGAACUUGAUGUAAUCAUGUCAGUGAUGAGCAAAACCAUUAUAAGUUUAUCAAACUUCUGCCAUCGGACUUCCAUUCCUUUCUAUCAUAACUCUGACCAUUUGAAGCUUUUAAAGAGAGAAAAUGAAAUAAUGUGGACUGCGAUUUCUAAUCUACGUUGGCUAGCUCCCACAUUAGUGAAAGCAGGAGCACUGGAUUAAAUAGGGAAUGAGUGGGGUUGGGGAAGGGAACAUGGUGGGGUUGGGGGUAUUGUGCCAACUGUGUUUGUAGUGAUGUGCAUCUACACCCCCACCCCACUCACCCAAAGUUUAUAGAACUCUGUUCUAAAUAAAAUGUAAUGUAAGUGGAAUGCAGUCUUUCCAUUUUGUUCUUUUGAAUAACACCAAACCAUUUGUAAAUUUCAGCCUGCUAGCUAUCUAGCAAUCUCUUGGCUGAGAGAGUACAGUGUUUCUUAAAGGCAUUACAGAUGUAACCCUUUGGGAGGGGAGGGGUGGAUGAGUAUCACAUUUUGUGGUUUAUUUUCAUUGCUCCAGUGUGGUUCAUUGUAUGUUGGAAAUAAAGAUGUGGAAUAAAA
This is a messenger RNA of Hemiscyllium ocellatum (epaulette shark), 893 nucleotides long. It is a transcript of the gene brk1, whose product is annotated as BRICK1 subunit of SCAR/WAVE actin nucleating complex. The transcript has 3 exons. Gene Ontology annotation, molecular function: protein-containing complex binding. NCBI's taxonomy places the organism in Eukaryota, Metazoa, Chordata, Chondrichthyes, Orectolobiformes, Hemiscylliidae. Gene Ontology annotation, cellular component: SCAR complex. Bases 69 to 296 code for a protein of 75 amino acids. The record is from RefSeq and is a predicted model, not a curated record. Gene Ontology annotation, biological process: regulation of actin polymerization or depolymerization; cell motility; actin filament organization.